Molecule: messenger RNA, 3708 nt
Organism: Naumovozyma castellii
Lineage: Eukaryota; Fungi; Ascomycota; Saccharomycetes; Saccharomycetales; Saccharomycetaceae
Gene: SLA1
Product: cytoskeletal protein-binding protein SLA1
Exons: 1
Coding region: 1-3708 (1235 amino acids)
Source: RefSeq, a predicted model, not a curated record
AUGACUGUGUUUUUAGGUGUUUACAAGGCGAUCUAUGAUUAUGAACCUCAAACGCCUGAAGAAUUAGAAAUCCAUGAGGAUGAUCUAUUGUAUCUACUAGAGAAAUCAGAAGUUGAUGAAUGGUGGACGGUGAAGAAACGUGUCAUUGGUUCAGAUGUAGUAGAGCCAGUUGGUCUUGUACCAUCAAACUAUAUUGAAGAAGCUCCUGCAAUUUCUCAAAUGAAGGCAUUAUAUGAUUAUACAGAAGCUCAAAAUCAAGAGGAAGAACUAACAUUCCAUGAAAACGAUAUUUUUGAUGUAUAUGAUGAUAAGGACCCAGAUUGGCUUUUAGUUAAAUCUAGGACUUCAAACGAAGUCGGUUUCAUUCCAGGCAAUUAUGUGGAACCCGUUGGCGGUGCCCCAGCUACAGCUCCAGGCAUGGUACCUGCUAUAGUAGCUGCGUCUCCAACAACAGCAACUACAAAUGUUGAUGUUUCUACUUUCCUACCCCCACCUCAGCGUGUGGAUAGAGUAGAACAAAAGCAAGAAACUGCCCCCAAGAUCCAAGAACCAACACCAGAACCAGAAUACCAUGAUGAAUACAAUGAUGAGGAAGAAGCACCUCCACCAAAACCUACUAGACCAACGUCAACUGUGGAGCCAUCAAGAGCUGAUUCUCAUAAAAGACGAACAUAUUAUGACGAUGAAAGUAAUAACAAUAAUGACCGUUAUGACAAUGAAAACAAUUAUAACAACCGUCGUGAUACAGACCGUUAUGAGGAUACUUAUGCAAAUGAUGACGGUUAUCAACCAGAACCACACACAUGGAAAGUUAAUGAAAUUGGCGGCCGCAGAAAACAUAAGGCUAAAUUGAUUAUCGGCAAUAAUAAGAUACAUUUCAUUCCAAAUAAAGGUGAUCCUCAAGAAUGGUCUAUUGACAAAUUGGUUUCGUAUGAUAAGGAAAAGAAACAUAUGUUUUUAGAAUUUAUUGAUCCAUACAAAAGUUUAGAAUUACACACUGGUAACAACGAUACUUGCAAUGAAAUAAUGUCAAUUAUUGGAGAAUUUAAAGGCGCAUCCCGUGAUCCAGGCCUACGUGAAGUUCAAAUGGCCACCAAAUCUAAGAAGCAAGCACGUAUAAUGUUUGAUUUCAUUGGUGAAGCACAAGAUGAGCUGACAGUAAAAGAAGGUGAUAUGGUCUAUAUCUUAAAUGAUAAAAGCUCCAAGGAUUGGUGGACAUGCGAAUUAGUCGAUUCACACAAAAGAGGUGUCGUCCCAGCUCAAUUUGUGGAACCUGUUAAAGAUAAAUCGUCUUCUACUGGAUUAUUCAGCUCAUUAAAGAAAAUGACUAAGAGUUCAUUAUCCAAAUCACCAUCGAAAGACAACACUAGUGAUUGGAAGAGUGAUGCUUAUCAAAAUAUAUCACCUAGCAGGAACAGAGCACAAAGCAGAUCUAGGGUGGGUUCUGUUUCUGCCAAAAGAAAGAGAUCAUCUUCAGCUAGCAACGUAAACCAAGAUAGGAAGAAGGAAUUUCCCGAUCCAAAAAAAAUGCGUUUAUGGGUCGAUAGAACUGGAACAUUCAAAGUAGAAGCUCAAUUUAUUGGAUGUGCUGAGGGUAAAAUCCAUUUGCACAAAUCCAACGGUGUUAAAAUUGCUGUUGCAGCAAAUAAAUUGUCUGAUCAAGAUUUGAAUUAUGUCGAAAACGUUACAGGCUUUAGCUUAGAUAAGUUUAAGGAAAGAAAAGGUGACUCCGGUGAUGCUAGAGAUACAGAACGUGAAAGAAGAAGAAAGUUAAGAGAAAAGGAAGAAAGAGAACGUGACAGAAGGCUAAGAGAAAGGGAACUUGCAGAAUUACAAAGAGCAAGAGAAUUAUUGGAGGAAGGUGCUGCAAAAUUGAACCAAGAAAAGGAAUUACCACCUAUUAAACCUCCAAGACCUUCCUCAACAGGUCCUGAUAUGACAAGUCCGAAUAGAAGACAAAGGAGUGGUUCCAGAGCUAAAAAGGAUGGCUAUGAUUGGUUUGAAUUCUUCCUUAACAGUGGUGUGGAUGUUAAUAAUUGCCAAAGAUACUCCAUUAAUUUUGAUAGAGAACAAAUUACCGAGGAUAUGAUGAGCGAUAUCAACCCAUCGAUGUUAAGAACAUUAGGCUUGCGUGAAGGAGACAUUGUUAGAGUAAUGAAAUACCUUGACAAUAAAUUUGGUAGAGAGGCACAGACACAAGUUUCAGCUACUACAGGUGGAUUGUUUUCUGAACCAGACGGUUCAUUGAAAGUUAAUAAUGCAGUUACUGGAGGACAACAGAUGUCAUCACCGCCUAUGGCCCAAACUCAAUCAAUGCCACUGGCUGCGGCUCCUGUUACAGGUCGCGACGAAGAUGCAUGGACCGUGCAACCAGCGGCUCAAUCACAACCUAACCUUGUAGCUGGUAAAAGUGAAUUCACCGGAUCUAUGCAAGACUUAUUAGAUUUAGAACCAUUGGAACCAAAGAAGGCUGUCAACGCAGCACCUGAACCCAAGUUAGCUGAAUUAGAACCUGUGAAAACUGGUUCGAGCGCCAAGCAACAAUUGGCUCCGGCAACAACAGGUGGCACAACACUAGUACCUCUUGAUCCAUUCAAAACAGGUGGAAACAACUAUUUACCAAUGAAUACGACAUUUGUUAUGAUGCCAUUUACAACCGGUGGUGCAUUUAAUGUCCCACAAACAUCAUUUGGAAUGGGUGGAAUUCUUCCUGUUCAAAAAACUAAUAACGGCUUGAUUCCAAUUGCCACUACUGGAGGGGCAAUGCCUUUAACAUCGUUUGCAUCUCAAACUACAGGCAAUUUAAUGCCAUUACAAAGGACAGGUGGCCUAUUGCCAUUAUCUGCCACAGGUGGUGCCAACAUCAUUACUCAAACUACUUUUGGAAUGCCUCCUGCAGGGUCAGUACUACCUGUUCAAAAGACAGCAAAUGGACUGAUUGCAGCAAAUUCAACUGGUGGAUUACUUCCUCUUCAAACGACGGGAGGUAUGCUGGGAUUGCAAAGAACAGGUGGCUUAAUUCCUCAAACCAGCUUUGCGACCCAACUUACCGGAGGUGCAAUCCCCCAAACCAGUUUCGGGGCUCAGUUAACAGGUGGUGCAAUUCCACAAACUAGCUUCGGUAAUCAACUGACUGGCGGUGCUUUCCCUCAAACCAGCUUCGGCGGUCAACUAACUGGUGGUGCCAAUAUCAUACCCCACACCUCAUUUGCCCAGUCAACGAGUGCAUUGCCCCAAACAUCAUUUGGAAUGCAACCUACUAGUACGUUUCAACCUCAAUCUACAUUUGGCGUGACUUUGCAAAAGACAGGUGGCCUAGCUCCGUUACCACAAAACCAGUUUACGGGUGGGGCCAUGCAACAACAACAACCAAUAAUGAAUGCGUUUAAUACCGGUGGCGCAAUGCAACAACAGGCUCCGAUGAUGAACACCUUUAAUACUGGUGGUGCAAUGCAGCAACAACAGCCAAUGUUGAAUGCCUUCAAUACAGGAGGUGCAAUGCAAUCACAAGGAAUAAAUAAUUUAACCCAAGGCAUGCAAAACACUUUUAUUUCACAGCCAUCUCAACCUCAACAACAAAUUCCACUACAGACGCAACCAACUGGCUUUGGUUUUGGGAAUGGUCCACAACCACAGGCACAACAAGGACAACAACAAAAGCAAGCAAACUUAUUAAAUGCAACGGCAGCAAAUCCAUUUGGAUUUUAA